Molecule: messenger RNA, 9966 nt
Organism: Gopherus flavomarginatus (Mexican gopher tortoise)
Lineage: Eukaryota; Metazoa; Chordata; Testudines; Testudinidae
Gene: ABCG4
Product: ATP binding cassette subfamily G member 4
Exons: 15
Coding region: 553-2469 (638 amino acids)
Cellular component (GO): plasma membrane
Molecular function (GO): ATP hydrolysis activity; ABC-type transporter activity; ATP binding
Source: RefSeq, a predicted model, not a curated record
UAGACAGCGCUUGGGUUACUGCCCCUUUAAGAGAGGCUGAUGUGUUGGCUAGGGAAGUAAGACCUGCCUGGAAAGCCCAGCCUCCUGUUUUCUGGCAUUCCGCAGAAGCUGGGACCCUGCUGGAAAGGACCCAAGGGAUGGAUGGAGGCAGCCGGGUUCCUAGCCGGCUGCCUGGGUGAGAAAGCAGCCCAGCCAGCCUCACCUGCUAGGCAAUGAGGAAGCCAGGCAGCUGGGGGCUGAUUGCUUGCAGCGGGUAACGUGCACAUCCCCGGGAAGCUGCAAAUGUGAUGGGAGGCUGGUGCCUGCAGUAACCUGGCAGUCUCCUCAUUGCGCCGGCCUCUCCCCGGGUGCACGCUCAGCCCGGGCGCCGGCGCCUACCGCUCCCUCCCCGAGCCGCGGCCAGGACACACCGCCUCUUUGUCUGCAAAGGCGAAGGUGAGGGCGUUUGCACGGAGACACGCCGCCUCAUGCCGGCGGCGCGGGGCGCUAGAUCCGCCGGCUCUGCAAGGAGCGGGAGCGGGGCUCAGCCCGUAACGCGCUAAGAGCGCCGCCAUGGCUGAGAAGGGGAUCGACCCAACCUGCGUCUCCAUCGCCUUGGAGGACUCUGUGUGCAGUGCUGGCUCCCAGGACGCACCUCUCCUGAAGAAGGUGGAGAAUCACAUCACAGAGGCGCAGCGGUUCUCGCACCUGCCCAAGCGUUCCGCCGUGGACAUCGAGUUCGUUGACCUGUCCUACUCCGUCCGUGAGGGCUCCUGGUGGAAAAAGAGAGGGUACAAGACCCUCCUGAAAUGCCUGUCUGGGAAAUUCUGCCGGCGCGAGCUCAUUGGGAUAAUGGGCCCCUCAGGUGCUGGGAAAUCCACGCUCAUGAACAUCCUGGCUGGUUACAGGGAGACGGGGAUGAAGGGCCAGAUCCUGGUGAACGGCCGGCAGCGGGACCUGCGCACCUUCCGCAAGAUGUCCUGCUACAUCAUGCAGGACGACAUGCUGCUGCCACACCUGACCGUGCUGGAGGCCAUGAUGGUCUCUGCUAACCUGAAGCUGAAUGAGAAGCAGGAGGUGAAGAAGGAGCUGGUGCAGGAGAUCCUAACGGCGCUGGGGCUGCUGGAGUGCUCCUACACCCGCACCAUGUCGCUGUCCGGCGGGCAGCGCAAGCGUCUCGCCAUCGCCCUGGAGCUGGUCAACAACCCACCUGUCAUGUUCUUCGAUGAGCCAACCAGUGGCCUGGACAGCGCCUCCUGCUUCCAAGUCGUCUCUCUGAUGAGGUCCCUGGCCCAGGGAGGCCGCACUAUCAUCUGCACCAUUCACCAGCCCAGCGCCAAGCUCUUUGAAAUGUUCGACAAGCUGUACAUCCUGAGCCAGGGCCAGUGCAUCUUCAAAGGGGUGGUGCCCAACCUCAUCCCCUACCUGAAAGGGCUGGGCCUGCAUUGCCCCACCUACCACAACCCGGCUGACUUCAUUAUCGAAGUGGCUUCAGGCGAGUAUGGAGACCUCAACCCAUUGCUGUUUCGUGCCGUCCAGAACGGGCUGUGCACCAUGGCCGAGAAGAAGAGCAGCCCGGAGAAGAUGGACUCCUCCUGCCCAGUCCCCUGCGUGACGGACGUGGAUCAUAUUGAGAGCCACACAUUUGCCACCAGCACCAUGACCCAGUUCUGCAUCCUCUUCAAGAGAACGUUCCUGUCCAUCAUGAGAGACACGGUCCUGACCCACCUGCGGUUCAUGUCCCACAUCUGCAUCGGGGUGCUCAUCGGGCUGCUCUACCUGCACAUCGGCAACGACGCCGGCAAGGUCUUCAACAACACCGGCUUCCUCUUCUUCUCCAUGCUCUUCCUCAUGUUCGCCGCCCUGAUGCCCACGGUCCUCACAUUCCCUCUGGAGAUGUCUGUGUUCCUGAGAGAGCACCUGAACUACUGGUAUAGCCUAAAGGCCUAUUACCUGGCCAAGACCAUGGCAGAUGUGCCCUUCCAGGUGAUCUGCCCCAUAGCCUACUGCAGCAUCGUGUACUGGAUGACAGGCCAACCCCCAGAGGCCACGCGCUUCCUCCUCUUCUCCGCCCUCGCCACCUCCACCGCCCUGGUGGCACAGUCCCUGGGGCUUCUGAUCGGAGCAGCCUCCACCUCCUUGCAGGUGGCCACGUUCGUGGGACCGGUCACUGCCAUCCCCGUCCUGCUCUUCUCAGGCUUCUUCGUCAGCUUCAAAACCAUCCCCACGUACCUGCAGUGGACCUCGUAUGUCUCCUAUGUCAGGUAUGGCUUCGAGGGCGUCAUCCUCACCAUCUACGCCAUGGAGCGUGAGGACCUGGAGUGCCGGGAGACUCCCUGCCCCUUCCAGAAUCCCAGCAGGAUCCUCCAGGAGCUGGAUGUGGAAGAGGCCAAACUCUACCUGGACUUCAUCAUCCUGGGCAUCUUCUUCCUCGUUCUGCGGCUCCUGGCCUACCUGGUCCUCAGGUACAAGGUGAAGUCUGAGAGAUAAAGAGGCCAUUGGGGCCCGAUGCCUUUCCCAGACCUGAUCUGCCACAGCAUGGACAUUCCCAAAGGGACUCUUGGUCUCUGAGGAUGUGGGACUACAGGGGAGGCAUCGGGGAAGUGGCGGCCAGUCCUGGCUCAGUCGAGAAGGUUUUUUGGGACAUCUCGGAACUGUUUUAACCUUUCCACACUCUUCAUCGCAAAUGUUUUGUACUGCCCUGGAAUGCCUCAUUCUCUCCCCUGGAGCCACAUCAUCAGAUGGAUCUUGGAUUCCUUCCUCCACCCUGUGCCCCAAACCACCACCUCAGGACACCGAUGGAGGCAGUUGUCUUCCAAGCCAGAGAAAGAGAGAGCAGCCUGCCAAGGCUUUGCCGUCUGAGGGAGGGGGGUUGCACCGGUCUGAACCCAGUUUACCUCCCGCAAAGCACAGUUUUGUAGCACAGUGUGUAGUGCAGUUUUUUAACUUGCCUGCGAGUCAAUGUCCAGUAGCAUGUGUAUCUAUAUUCAGAAGAAAUCAGAAGACAACAAUAGGCUACGUGGCAGAAGGCUUUCGUGUUUACCUUAGCCAUAGCAACAGCCAAUGCCAUCGCCCCUGUCUUUUUUGUAAACUUCCCUUUUUCUUAUGGAAAAAACAAAACCAAACGACAACUCAGCUGCACUUAGUACAGGAACAAGUACUGCAGCUCUGGAGGGAUGCAGGUAGAUCAGGCCUCUGCAUUUAGGAUUUGGCAGGAUGUAAUAUUGGUAGAAACAUUUCACUGAAAUUUUUUUUAAAUGUUUUUUCGGGAGAUGGGAGAGUUCCCAGCUCUGCUGGGUUUGCCACCAGGGCCCUGCUGUGUUGGACUACUGCAUGAGACCCAGGGAAUGACGACGCAGACCAGGCUAGCCAUGAAUUGAAAGUGACCAGUCUCAUAGAAUCAUAGAAUAUCAGGGUUGGAAGGGACCUCAGGAGGUCAUCUAGUCCAACCCCCUGCUCAAAGCAGGACCAACCCCCAGACAGAUUUUUACCCCAGUUCCCUAAAUGACCCCCUUUCCUUGGAAGCUGAGUAAAUGGUGGAAAGGUAAGGGGCAGAUUCUCCAUUCUCUUAUGCUGGUGUGAAUGGGAAGCAGCUGCUUGAAGCCAGCGGAGUUAGGUUUGGUUGAGAGAAGGAUCUGGCUCAGUGACUGACCUCAGUGGAGUGGCUGAUCCAAUGUGAAAUCAGAAUCAGUCCCUAGGGGCCCAAUGCUGCACAUCACAUGGGUCUGAUUCUCCCAGUUCACCUGCACUUUGCACCGUCACUUACACCUGCACACAAAUGCUGCCGAAUCAGAGCAGAGGUAUGUUUUACCCUUGCUUUGCACAAGUGUAAAAUGACGACACAACGUGUCGGGUAUUAACGAACCAGCCCCAUUGAGGUUAGCAGGAUGUGUGUGCCCUGAGCAGCAUGAAAGGUGAAAAGUAAAGGGCCACUCCUUUGUGUUAAUAACCCCCAGUCUUGUUACAAUGCAGGGAAGGACAUUUUCAUUUGUGGCUGAUAAUGGGACAAUGCCGCUUUUACAGUUUGGCCUUGCAGCCGAAGCCCUGAAUAGAUGCAGACAAACAAAUUUCAAAACCUCCCUGAGCUCCCUAAUCAGUAGCAGAAAACAGGCACAGAAUUAAACACCCCCAGUGUGUUUGUGUUCAGCCCGAAACAGUGUUUACCGUGUGUAGCACGUUGUGUACAGAGCAUUUUGCAGGGAGACGCUUAGCUGGUGUAAACCGGCAUAGCUCCAGUGGCUGCAGUGGAGCAAUGCUGAGUCACGUCAGCUGAGGGUCUCCCCUUGUAGGAGCUAAUUUAUUUCGGUGUACACCUGAAGUGGCGGCUCUGUGAAGCUCUAGGUAUUUAAAACAUGGUCCGUAGCUAUAACUGGCAAGUAACUUGUAGCAGAGGGAAUUUCAGGGGGAGGGGAGAAGAGAAGAUGAUUUCAGCUGAGAUUUGGGAAGAACUGGGAGGCACAGAGCGGAACUAUUUGAAAGCGAUUCCUCCCAUCUUUGACAUGCCAAGGCUUGAGCUCAAUAUGCCACAUUUCCUCUGCAGUAGCUGACAAGCCAUUGUCCAAAGCAGAGUGUUUUCCUGUGCUGCGCAAAGCAUUUGCAAUGCCUGCAAUCAAAGCACCUUGCUCUGCUGGGAGCGGGUCAGGUCUUGCAUGCUAAUCAGAGUCAGGCCUGGUCACUAUUUGGAUGGGAGUGGUGUUGGAGGGUCAAUAGGAGCUGUUCUUCCCUUUAGAGGCCAUACAGAGCCCAUGGUGCCAUGAGGCGGAGCUUGUAGUCAAAGAGGUGUCCUUCAGAUGAGCCUUGAAGUCCAGGCCCUACAAACUGCAGUCUUGUGGCUUCUUUGUCAAUCAGGGCGUUAGCCUUGGCGUCCUGGCCAAAUUCCAGCUCAGGUUUCCCUUCCCUAAAGUCCUUAGCAGUUGCAAUCAGAGACAGGAUCCUCUGUUUCUCGCCCUGAGCUUCUAUGCAGUAUUUCUGUGCUGUGUCAAAGAGCUGCCGUGUUCCACCCCAGAGAGGGCUGCAGAUGUGCAGUUUGUAGAGUGCUUUAGGACCAUUCCAGGGGAACGGUGCUCUAGAAAUGGAGGCUCCAGAGCCUUGAACUCAGGUAUUUGUAGGGCAGGGAAGGAGGAGCUCAGUUAAGCUCCACAUCUGCUCUGUUAAUUGUUUGGGGCUAAAACAAGCCACUGCCACUCCCGCGUUUCAGUUCUCAUGGAGGAGAUGGGGAGGGAGGGGGUUACUGCUGUGGGGCUGAGCAUACGGCCUAGAGCCCUGAUCCUGAUAAGGGGCAGUAUGUAGAGGGCAGGGGACCCAGGUGUUGGAGGGUGAGAGCCAGUGAGAUUACCCAGUCAAUGUGAUUUCAGCAGCCUGGAGGCUAACAAGGACCUCCUCAUCUCCACUCACUCCUCUUUCCUCCUUCCCGUUCUCUCCAUCCCAUAUUCCAUGGGCACAGGCAAGGAAGGUCCUAGGUCCUCGCAUCCGGCCCCUGCUGUCUUUGGCAAUCCAUCUUACAGCCCCAUUCAGAAACUUACCAAGCUCUGUCUUCAAACUAGUCAGGCUGUUUGUCCCCACAACUCCUCAUGGGAGGCUUGGCCGAUAGUUAGAAACUGUGACACUUUUCGCUUCUCUCCCCUCAUCUCUCUUUCCUCCCUUGCUAUCCCAUCAAACUGUGUCGGCGCUGGGGGCUGCACUAGUUAACUGUAUUCGUACCAAAGCUGUGCGUGGCGUAGCCAUGCACAUACACUACAUUCCUAUCAUAACCUCCGGGUCUGUCUAUCCCCCUCUUGGUGUAGGGAGACCCCUGUGACGGGGUCUGAACCCAGUGUAGGGUCCUGCUCUGUUUUCCAAUAGCUUCUCCUUCCGCUCAGCCCUGCAGGAAGCAAGUAUGGAGGGGCAGAGGUGCUGGGAGUCCCCCCAGGCCAAUGCCAGAUGUAGCAACAUGCUGCCCGCCCUGUCCCAAGGACAGAACCCAUGCCACCUACCCUCAAGAUGUCCUCCAGUGGUCUAAACCCAUCUCCAUUAUCAUCUUUGCUCAGUAGCGUCCCGAGCUUCUGCUCCUCCCAGAAGAACCAGGGCCGUUUGCUUGGUGUUUAUUGGGUCUCUCUUGCUGGAUGGACUGGACCUGAGUUUCUCAUUGCACUGCCUCUGGCGGGGGCAGGUGGUGCGCUAUGGACACCGGGGGCCAUGCAGGAAUAAGGAGCUGCUCACCAUGGAUCUCCAACCCUCUGGGGAAUUCUGAGUCCCAGUUCUCCCAGGCUGGAGCCUCUACCCUCCCUCCCCCCACACAGAAACAAAUCGGGUCCCUGGACUGCACUGGACCUGGAUCUUAGCGGGAUCAAAGGAAUAGAAAACUGGAUGUGGGAUCCACUGCUUGGUACGGUUGUUCCCUUCCCACCUGUUUCCAGAAGCUGCGUCCCUCCUGCAUCUUGUCUGGGAACGGGGCCGGGCCAUGCCGCAGGAGCACAGCUCGGGGACAGGAUCUGCUUGGAGUGUCUGUGGUUCUGAAGGUCGGUUAUGGCUUGUGAGCCUCGGUGUGGGACCCUGGCUGCUGAGGUUCGGAUUGUGUCUGCCUGGGUUCGCUAACCUCUGACCCACUGGGCGGGGACAAGCAUUGCUUACUGACUCCUGAAUUCAGAGCACAAGGGGUCCCCGGAUGGAGCCAGCCAGACUUGCUGAGUGAGCUUUGGGGCAAGGCUAAUUGCUGGGCAAAGACUCUCAAGCCCCAAUUCCCUGGUAACUCGAUAAUCCGUGACCCCAGGGGGAAUAUGGAAGGGGAGACAACAGCAAACCAGCCUCUGUGACAGGGUCAUGGGCUGACCCUCGGGACUGAUGAAAGCAAGGGUGUGCUGGCAGGGGAGGGGCUGUUGCCUAGGCUGCCCCUUUUCUGUAGCUACCUGCAGAGCUCUGGAGGUGUCCAGCCAGCACUUUUCCUAGAUUCGUACAGGACGUCAGCCUCCCGUCCCAGUCGCCCUCCUGGGCACCGUGCCUCACUCAGCCUGCUCUAGCUGGCUUCAUUCUCCAGAUGGUCAGAUGCCGUCCCAAGUCUUACAGACGUGGUGCGGGACAGACCCCCUGGCUUGCGGGGUGGGGGGCAAGAAUGGCUGGCUGGGGUGCCCCCUUUCCCGUGCCCAUGAUGGCAGUUGUCCCGAUUGGCACUGAACACACAAUGCUGUUGAUUGUAUGGACUGAAAGGGGCACUGGCACUUCAAACCUACCAUGUGCUGGAUCGAUGCAAGGUGCAGAGCUCGUCUCUCGGAAGCCACCUGCCCUCAGCCCUUUCGGUAUCGUGGCUGCUGUCAACCAGGGAUGGAAGGAGACUGGGCAAACGCCCUCCCAGCUGGCUGCUUUAGUGACCAUGUGCCUUCGCUCGCAUGUCGCAGUGUGUGAGAGAGAGAUGGGGCCCAUGGUCCAGUACGCGAGAUUAGCAGCAUUAACGGUGUUCGGAGGUGAGGAAAUGCUCCGCCUGUCUGAGUGGGAUUAGCAGAGUGCCGCUUUGUAGGCAUGAGGGAUUGUCCCCUCCUCCCGGUGUUAAUGCAGGGUCCCACAGGGAUGUCACUGGCAGCAGCCACCUGGCACAGUUCAGACAGUGAGCCGCUGUGGCCAUGCAGCUGGAGGAAGGCCCGUCUGCUCCAACCUGCUUGGAAGUGGAGUCUUCUCUGUGACACGCUGCCUGAGGCAGCUGUAGACUCCAGGCAUGCUGCUGCUUCGGGUCAGGGACAGCCAUGUCACCCAGAGGAUGCCCAUCCCUCUGAUCUCCCCUGCCUUCUCUGCCUACCUACUUCCCCACCGCCUACCUCUCUGUGCCCUGGGGAGAUGAGGCAGGGCAGCUUUCCCUCCUGUCUCCCCUAGCAUCACAGUGUGCCAGCCACACGGGGUGCACAGGAUAGGGAAAGGUCGGGCAGUUGUUACCCGCCACUCACAGUAAUAAUUCCAGUUGCGGGUUGGUGCAAUCCUGUCUCUUCCUUCUCCUUCCUUAAACGGAUUCAGAAAAAGCAACCAAAGGGCCUCCUCCCAUGCUGGGGAGUUUGACAUGAAACUCCUGUCUGCAUGGGUGUCGGUGGCAGGGCUUGCUCCAAAGAGGGCAGCUGGGCAUGCCAGAGUCUUAUCCUAAGAUUGUAACAAGUGAUGACAGUGCACUUUAAUAGAGCAUGCUCCUUGGGGCGCUUUGACAUUACCAGUCACUUUGGGGGGCACUAGGUUGCUUCUGGAUGCCAGUUUGUGUGGCACCAGGGCUUGGCGUCCCCUCUCUGGGUAAGAAAGUCCUGUGUGUCUCUUUGGAAUAAUCAGGAGGUGAGUGUUAUGGGCGAGGGACAGUUCUCCAGUCCUGUCUCUUCCUGUAAUGUUCCCAAACGCUGGGUCACGGGAAGAUUUUAGACAGGUCGCCACAUCCAGGGCUGGACCCUAGGUGAACAUAUCCUUCUCCCUGCCCGGUGCAGAGGGGGGCCCUGUGGAGGGGGUGGGUGUCACAGACAAACCUGCUCUGCCCUCACCCCACAGAGGCAGCUCCUGUCACAUGGGUCUGGGCCUGGCUCUCUACUCCAGGCACUGUGACCCUGUGCACUAGCUUGCAACACUUGGAGUGGGGAGCAAGACCCAACCCUGUGGGACAGGAGCCACUGCUGUGGGGAGGGAGUGCAGGGCAGACUUGGUCUCCAGCCCCUCCCCCAGGACCUUCCCACACACAAGGCUGGGAUUCUGGUUGCGGUGCCGGGGCAGAGGGUGUAUAAAUGUGCCGGUACGUCACCAAAAAAAGAAACUACAGUUGGUGGAUCACCCCAGGGAAGAAUUUAGGAACCACGGCUGAAAUGCACUUUUAAUGGACAGCAAGUCCUUGUUCAGGCUGCUAAUUAGGGUUUGUGUCCUUUGCAACAUAACCUGGAUGUUGUUACAUGUUUAGCCUCUCCUUAAAACUGCUCCGCCCACCGGGAGAGCUGCUCCAGUCCAAAGGCAUGAAUGCAACACAUGCAGCUUCUCUCUCUGUGCACUCACGUAAGCACAUACACACACUCUGAUACAGUCUGGCACACUCUUGCAUGCUCUGAUACUCUUAUUCACACACACAAGCAAAGCAGAUUCGCAAUCAAACCACUGGUGCUAAGGCUUGCAAAGGGAGGAGGCUGGGCCAUGAGGGCGGGGAGCAUUUCCAGGGCUCCAAUUUCCCCUCGAAUCAGGCAAUAAACAUGUUUUGUUUCAUUCUGUGUGGACAAAGUUUGUGUCGUCCAGCCACCAAGUGAACUCCUGGGCCAGAGAGCAUCACAUGGCUAUCUCGACUGCUCCACAUUUCCCAUCGAUAUCUCAACAUGGCUAGCGUGUGUGAGUUCGUUAAUCUCUCUUUGAGUGUUCUCCAUGUUGUAUAACCAGAUGGGUUUGUAUAGGGAGUGCGUGUGUGUGUACGUGUGUAGCAUAGAGAGGUCUGGCCAGUAGAAUCUGUCAUGGGCCACCUAAUCAUAAGAGGUGUGCCUGUUUAACUGGGACAGUGUCCCAGGACCAACGCAUUUCAAACCAUGGCUAAAAGUCAGUGAGUCUGUGGAAAUGGCAUCAUGUUUAAACCCUUUGCUACAGCUGCCAGAUGUGACAUGCUGUGAGCCAACAUUCAGGACACGGUCUGCGAUCUCUUUGUUCCCUGAAGGUGGCUUCCUGGAUCCAAAUGACCGUGCUAUCAUUUCCCCAAGCCCGACCUUCUGGGUAUCUUUUCAAAACAAGAGGUGAAAGGGAAGCAGAUCUCUCCCAUUCUGAGAGCUCCCCUUGGGAAGCUGGCAUGUCUCUUUCCUGACAAGGGUCAGCUCCAGUGAAGAGGAUUCUGCUGUAUGCACACACGCACAUGCAAGUAUAAUCUGGCUGUAACUCCUGACUUCAUGAUGGUGUCUUUGCAGAGACAUUGCUAGUUUAAUCUCGACCACCAUCCAGAUUCACAGGGUGACAGGAGUCAGCAGCCAGGCAGAUAUUUUGCAAUUUAAUUCAGUGUUCCUGAGAUGCCAGCUGUAUUCGUUGGAUUUC